This is a messenger RNA of Etheostoma spectabile (orangethroat darter), 1073 nucleotides long. RefSeq names its product transmembrane BAX inhibitor motif containing 4 (gene tmbim4). Gene Ontology annotation, biological process: negative regulation of apoptotic process. Gene Ontology annotation, cellular component: membrane. The record is from RefSeq and is a predicted model, not a curated record. Lineage: Eukaryota; Metazoa; Chordata; Actinopteri; Perciformes; Percidae.
AAACUCAGCUGGCCGACGUCACUGCAUCGUAAACACCAGUGUUUCCGUCGGGUUUCAGUAUUUUCUUCCAUCCACAGAAUCUAGGCGACCUUUCUUUACCUAACGCUAGCUGAGAACAGUACCAAGAUGAGUAGUGAAACAUACCCCAGGUCUUCUAUUGAAGACGACUUCAACUAUGGCACGAAUGUUGCUACAGCCAGUGUCCAGAUACGUAUGGACUUCCUCAGGAAGGUGUACACCCUGCUGAGCUUGCAGAUCAUUCUGACCACAGCCACCUCUGCCCUCUUCAUGUUCUCUCAAACCAUCAAGGAGUUUGUCCACGCCAGUCCUGCUCUGGUUUUGGUUUCUGCUCUGGGCUCUCUGGUUCUUCUGCUGGCCCUGGCUGUGUACAGACACCAACAUCCAGUCAACCUCUACCUGCUGCUCGUAUUUACUUUGCUGGAAGCGAUUUCUGUGGCCACAGCUUUGACCUUCUAUGAAUACUCCACUGUACUGCAAGCCUUGUUCCUAACCUGUGCUGUGUUUGCUGGACUGACAGUCUACACCUUCCAGUCCAAGAGAGACUUCAGCAAAAUGGGAGCAGGGCUGUUUGCCUGCCUGUGGAUCCUCCUCAUUGCAAGCUUCAUGAGGCUCUUCUUCAACAGUGACAGCACAGAGCUGGUCAUGGCUGGAGCCGGGGCUCUGGUCUUCUGUGGCUUCAUCAUCUACGACACCCACCUGCUGAUGAAGCAGCUCUCUCCUGAGGAGCACAUCCUGGCCUCCAUCAACCUCUACCUGGACAUUGUCAACCUCUUCCUACACAUCCUGCGUGUCCUGGAUUCUAUGAAGAAGCACUGAAAGCUGUAGGGCCACUUUAAACUCCGCUCAGUGGAAACACACAGAUAUGCCUGUGCUGUGAUUACCCAGUAUCCAUGUGAGUGUCUGUCCUGAAGUUUACCAAAACUUUAAUUUUAGAUAGGUUGUACCGAAUGUCUUUUUUUUUUCUUCUUUUUUUUAACCUUCCAAGCUUCUAUUGAGGUUUUCAAUUGAAGUUUUGAAUGUUUGUCGCCAUAUUUUAGGACGUCAUCGCACCU